AUGUGGACGGACACAUAUCGUCUGGCAAAAAGCGAAGAUGGCGAGCAAGAACAGAAACGGGUAAUAUUUGUAUGGGCGAAAGGUCUGGCUGGAGAGGCUGCGGUGAAGUUGCUCAACAAGCACGGGUUACUUGACGAAGCUAUAGACCACUUUACUGAGAUUGGGACGUUCGAUUUUGCAUUUGAUUUAGCAAGACUAGGUGUAAAGAAAAGACUUCCUCAGUUUGGUGGAUAA
This is a messenger RNA of Cylicostephanus goldi, 234 nucleotides long. Lineage: Eukaryota; Metazoa; Nematoda; Chromadorea; Rhabditida; Strongylidae. The record is from the annotation of a GenBank genome assembly.